GAUGAAGAUAUGAGUGAAGAAGAAAGUGAUGACGAUGAUGAUAUGAGUGACAUUGAAGUAGGAAGUGACGAAAGUGAUGAAAGUGAAGAGGAAGAAGAAGAAAGUGAUGAAGACGAUGAUGACAGUUUAGAUGAAGAAGAGGAUACGAAAAAGCCAAAUAAAAGCAGAGAUUUAGGACAGUCAUUUGCAGAUAAGAGCAUGAAUAGCAAAACUCCAGUUAAAGCUUCAAACAAAACUCCUGCUAAAACUCCUAACAAAUUAACUGUUCAACAGAAUUCACAGAAAAAACAGAUUGAAAAUAAAACAGCCAAGACACCUAAACAACAAAAUGUUUUUCAAUCCAAAAUGGAAUUUUCUCCCUCGCCUAAAAAAAAUGACGAUAAUUUAAAAACGCCUGCUUCGCUGAAACAAUCAAAGGCUGCUGGUUCAGCAAAGAGAAAAGUUAUAGAAAUUGAAGAGGACGAUGAUGAUGAUGACGACGAUGAUGAUGAUGAGGAAGAGGAUGAUGAUGAUGAUGAGGAGGAGGAGGAGGAGGAGGAGGAUGAGGAAGAGGAAGAUGAUGAUGAGGAUGAAAAAGAAGCACCAAAACUUGUAAAAGCUGUAGAACCACCAGCAAAAAAGGCAAAAAGUGAUGGUGAGUAUUAAAAUUAAAUUUAUAGG
Molecule: messenger RNA, 660 nt
Organism: Centruroides sculpturatus (bark scorpion)
Lineage: Eukaryota; Metazoa; Arthropoda; Arachnida; Scorpiones; Buthidae
Product: nucleolin-like
Exons: 3
Coding region: 10-645 (211 amino acids)
Source: RefSeq, a predicted model, not a curated record